AUGAACGUCGAGGAAAACGUCGACAAUGAUUUAAUUAUCGAUGAUAUUGAUGAGGCAACCGCUGUUGAAGCGGUUGCUUUCGAGUUGACAACCACAGCGCUCACUCAUCCCGACGGUUUCAAUGCUGUACAAUGGUUUCAAGCAGCUCGUCGCGCCAGUACUGGCCUACCUCGGUUUCUUACUACUGGUGAACUGAAAGCGCGAUUGGAGCAAAUAAGAGAACGAUAUAUGGCUGGUGGUCAACCUGUAGUUCCUCGACACCACUAUGUUAGUAUCUUUGGGGAGAUCCAGCAAGAUCCACCCCAAAUCAUUGAUCUGGAAGCUGGUGGGGGAGGUGAGAUGCCACAUGAUAAUGAUGGGGUUGGAGGUGAGGGGCUGAAUGCCAAUGUUGAGCUCUUAGGGGAGAUGCAUCAAAAUCCACCCGAAAUUAUUGAUCUGGAAGCUGGGAAUGCUGGUGGGGGAGGUGAAAUGGCUCAGGGUAACGAUGGAGUUCCGCCAUUAGGGGAGAUGCAGCAAAAUCCGCUCGAAAUCAUUGAUUUAGAAGCUGGAAUCUGGUGGGGGAGCUUUGUUUCUGGUUUUGAGUCUGAUAAUCACGAUGGUCUUAAUGCUGGUCACAUAGAUCCUCCUAGCCCUCAUGGCGAUAAUGCUGACGGUGAUGGCACCGGUGGUGGUCAGGCUAACGAUAAUGGUGCCGGGUUUUACCACGACUGCUAUAAUGAGGUUUACAAAGUAUGGAGUGUUGGUGGAAGGUCGGUUUUAAUUUGGAAGGAUGUUGAGGAGCUCGCGAACAAUUAUGGAAAAGAACAUAGAAAAAUAAUUAAAGAUAGAAUUUGAACAUAUGAUAUUGAACUUGCAGGUUUACAAAGUAAGUAGUAAUUCGAAGGUUAGAAAAUGAAGAGUAGUAAUGGUGUAGCUAAUGUUACUUUGGUUUGUUUUUACAUUUAAAGAUAGAAUUUGAACGUAUGAUACUGAAAAAAAAUUAGCAAAAAAAUGGGAG
This is a messenger RNA of Lactuca virosa, 997 nucleotides long. The record is from the annotation of a GenBank genome assembly. NCBI's taxonomy places the organism in Eukaryota, Viridiplantae, Streptophyta, Magnoliopsida, Asterales, Asteraceae.